GUCGAGUUGGGGGCAUGCUGGGAGCGGGCGGAGAGGGCAUCUAUAAAAGAUAGCCAAGCCGCCCCACCACGUUCUGUUUCUUCCCAACGCCUUAUCAUGUCUCUGGAGAAGCAGACCUCAGACUCGACACAAGUACACCACCAGAAGGAGGAGUUGCCGAAGAGCGUCGGCUCGGACGCGACAGCCGUUGUCACCGCCGUCGGCGCCGGCAAGGUCCUCACCUUUUCCCCACACACCGCGCUCCCCGGCAAGGUCCUCGAGGCGCUCAAUGUCGACCAGAAGAUUGGCUUGAGCGACGAGGAGGCCGUUCAGCGGCUGGCGCUGUACGGCCCCAACCGUAUCAAGCCACCUCCGAAGCCGUCUCUCAUCAAGAUUUGCGCUCGCCAGGUCGCCAACGCCAUGACCCUUAUUCUAAUCGCCUGUAUGGCCGUUUCGUUCGGCACGCUCGACUGGAUCUCGGGCGGUGUCAUUGCUGCGCUCGUCAUCCUCAACAUCACUGUCGGCACCCUCACCGAGUGGGAGGCCGAGAAGACUGUCGCCUCGCUUGAGUCGGUCGGUGCGCCGAUCGCCACCGUCGUCCGCCACUCCGCCACCCAGACCGUUACCAAGCAGAUUGCCGUCGACGAGGUCGUCCCCGGCGACAUUAUCCAGAUCAAGAAUGGUGACAUUGUCCCCGCUGAUGGCCGCGUCCUCGAGGGUGUCAGCAACCUCGAGUGCGACGAAGCAUUCCUCACCGGCGAGUCCCUCCCCGUCGCCAAGCAGUGGGAGCCCGUCGACGAGGAGAACUGCCCCGUCGGCGACCGAGUCUCCAUGGUCUUCUCCGGCGCCCAGGUCACCAAGGGCCGCGCCUUCGCCGUCAUCACCUCCACCGGUAUGGAGACCGAGAUCGGCACCAUCGCCAAGGCCCUCCAGACCAAGGCUGCCCGCACCGAGACUGGAUUCGCCGCCUUCCUCCGCAAGACCAAGGUCGCCCUCGGUCUCGCCGACACGACCCCGCUCCAGAUCAAGCUCAACUCGCUCGCCUACAUCCUGCUCAUUGCUUCGCUGUUCAUCGCCCUCAUCGUCGUCGCUUCGACCGGCUUCAAGAACGUCCCCAUGACCAUGGCUACCUACGCCGUCGCUGCCGCCGUCUCGAUCCUCCCCGCCUCCCUCAUCGCCGUCGUCUCGCUCACGCUCGCCCGUGCCUCCACCGACCUUGCCAAGCGCCACGCUCUUGUUCGCCGCAUGGACGCCAUCGAGGCUCUUGCUGGUGUCGCCAACGUCUGCUCGGACAAGACUGGUACCCUCACCGUCGGUCGCAUGGUUGUCCGCAAGGCUUGGGUCCCUGUCCUCGACGCCCGCGAGUCGGCCACCGCCCCCACUGAGACUUCCCGUGGACAGACGUACAGCUUCGAGACUGGAUCGGACCCCUUCUACCCCCGUGGUGAGAUCAUUCCCGACACGGCGCCCCUUAUCCCGAGCGGCACUUUUGCCAUCAACACCUCCAGCGGCCCCGACUCUUCCGACGACGACCUUGCCCCCAUCGAGCCUUCGACCAUGGAGGAGUCGCUCCGCGACCUCGCCAUCUGCGCCGGUCUCUGCAACCAGGCUACCCUCACCCGCCCCGUCGGGGACGAGGGUUGGGAGGCCAACGGUGACCCCACCGAGGUCGCUCUUCAGGUCGCUGCCCACAAGCUCGGCUUUGGCAAGCCCUUCCUCACUGGAACUGCUGCUCACAAGGCCCCCAAGGACAAGAAGUCGGACCCCAUGGGCCGCCGCGCUUCGCUCGUCCGUGCCGAGCCCAUCAACGGUCACUACGAGCAGAUUGUCGAGCACCCCUUCGACUCGACCAUCAAGCGCAUGUCCAUCGCCUACCGCUUCGUUCCUCACACUGGUAUGCCCCCCAAGAUUCUCUGCCUCCUCAAGGGUGCCGUCGAGCGUGUCAUCGACUGCUGCUCGACCGUCCGUGACCAGCCCAUGACCGAGGGUGCCAAGGCCGACAUUAUGAAGAAGGUUGACGCCCUCGCCUCGCACGGUCUCCGUGUGCUUGCCCUCUGCGGCAAGUAUGCCCCCAUGGACGCCGAGGAGGCCAUCAAGACGACCCCCCGUGACGAGUUUGAGAAGAACUUUGCCUUCCUCGGUCUCGUCGGUAUCUUUGACCCUCCCCGCAAGGAGUCUCCUGGUGCCGUCGCCGACUGCCACCGCGCCGGCAUCACGCCUCGCAUGCUUACUGGUGACCACCCCUCGACUGCCACUGCUAUUGCCCUUCAGAUCGGUAUCCUCGAAAAGUCGUACUCCAAGUCGGCCGUCAUGACCGGCCAGCAGUUUGACUCACUCUCCGACGAGCAGGUUGACGCGCUCGACGACCUCCCGCUCGUCGUUGCUCGUUGUGCCCCCGAGACCAAGGUCCGCAUGGUCGAUGCCAUCCACCGCCGCAAGCAGACUACUGUCAUGACUGGUGACGGUGUCAACGACUCGCCCGCCCUCAAGCGUGCCGACGUCGGUGUCGCCAUGGGUACCGGUUCCGACGUUGCCAAGCAGGCCGCCCGUAUUGUUCUUACCGACGACAACUUUGCCUCUGCCAUCCGUGCCAUUCGCAAGGGUCGCUCCGUCUUCAAGAACCUGUCCAAGUUCCUGCUCUACCUCCUCUCGGGUAACGUGGCUGAAAUCAUUGUCCUCAUGAUUGGUCUCGCCUUCAAGGACGAGAACGGCCAGUCCGUCUUCCCCAUGUCGCCCGUCGCCGCUCUCUGGAUCAACACGCUCGCUGCCGGACCCCCCGCCAUGGCUCUUGGUCUCGAGCCCACUGCUGCCGACGCCAUGGACCAGCCCCCGACCAACUUCCAGCGCAUCUUCACCCUCGAGUUCUACAUCGACCUCCUGUUCUACGGUGUUGUCAUCGGCUCGGUCUCGCUCAUCAACUUUGUCAUUGUCCUCUGGGGCUACUUCCCUGGUGACCUCGGCAAGGAGUGCAACGAGCGCCACACGUCGGCUUGCGACCCCGUCUUCCUGGCCCGUUCGACCUGCUUCGCCACUCUGGUUAUCAUCCUCAUGAUCCACUCGCUCGAGUGCAAGCACACCUACAACUCGAUCUUCCGCACCAACCUCCGCGACAACAAGGUCCUCCUCUGGUGUGUCGUCGUCCUCACCCUCUCGACCUUCCCCGUCGUCUACAUCCCUACGAUCAACGACAAGGUCUUCCUCAUGGGCUCGCUCACCUGGGAGUGGGGAAUUGUCUUUGGCAUGAUCAUUGUCUACCUCAUCCUCACCGAGGCUUACAAGUGGGCCAAGCGCGUCUGGGCUCGUCGUCGCGGCAUGGUCACCAAGCCCAAGACCGACCCGUACGACAAGACGCUCGGCAUGGAGAAGACGAUCGACUACCGCGACCAGGUCUAA
This is a messenger RNA of Vanrija pseudolonga, 3372 nucleotides long. Its product is annotated as Calcium-transporting ATPase 3. The record is from RefSeq and is a predicted model, not a curated record. Gene Ontology annotation, biological process: potassium ion transport; intracellular calcium ion homeostasis; sodium ion transport. NCBI's taxonomy places the organism in Eukaryota, Fungi, Basidiomycota, Tremellomycetes, Trichosporonales, Trichosporonaceae. The coding region runs from base 97 to 3372 and encodes 1091 amino acids. Gene Ontology annotation, molecular function: ATP binding; ATP hydrolysis activity; P-type sodium transporter activity. The transcript has 2 exons. Gene Ontology annotation, cellular component: plasma membrane.